AAGGCCGACCUGGCGGCCAUAGAGUGAGGUAGUUUAGCUCCCGUGAAAUAAACCCACCAUUUUUAUUUGUAAUACUACUAUAAAAUCAAUUAAAUACUAGUUGGAAAAGGUGAAGUAAAAUAUUUUGGCUAUCUUGCCAAAGAUAUUUUGUCAUUUCGCUGAACUGGGCAAUCGGGUAACAUCGUAAUUUGAAGUAGUUAAUGGUACCAGCUUGAUCACACCAUUCAAACUUUCGACCCCACUUCCACUUCUUACGUUUAAUUCUAAACUUUAAAGUAUUACAAUCGUGUAUAGUGUAGAUACUAUAGUAGAGUUGUGGUGGGUGUAGUAGAGUUAUUGCAAACUCGUCUUAUUUAGCACGGUUGUAAUAAUUACAUAACGAAAGGUCCUAGAAACCGCCGGUUUUCAGGUUUCUAUGUAUUUUGUGAAUUAAACAACAAAGUAUUAUUAAGCCAAAUUCAGACGAACAAAAUGAUGAAUUUAAAGUUUAUAACGAAAAUCGCUCCGUUAAAAUCGCGAAGUGUGGAAGUAAGCACAUUACUUAAAGCCCUACCAGCUGCAUGUAGUCAACUUCAAGGUAGAACUUAUGCAGACCAUGUUAUUCCAGAUAGAUUAAAGGAUAUGCCUACUCACCCAAACCCCAGAUUUUUCGACAUGGUCGAAUAUUUCUUUCACAAAGCAUGUGUUCUAGUAGAAGAUAAACUAGUGGAAGAUCUGGGAAAGGCAAAAGGAUCUAAGUUGACCUUAGAUCAAAGAAAAGCUAAAGUAAAAGGUAUUUUAACCUUUAUGGAACAAUGUGAUCAUAUUAUUGAAGUUUCUUUUCCUAUUAAAAGAGAUAACGGUCAGUAUGAGAUUAUUAAAGGAUAUAGGGCUCAACAUAGCACUCAUAGAACUCCAUGCAAAGGAGGAAUGCGUUUCUCCAUGGAUGUAUCAAGGGAUGAAGUUAAAGCUUUAGCGGCUUUGAUGACGUUCAAAUGCGCUUGUGUAGAUGUUCCCUUUGGAGGUGGUAAAGCCGGCGUCAAAAUCGAUCCUAAAACGUAUUCUGAACAUGAAUUGGAAAAGAUCACAAGAAGAUUUACUUUAGAACUAGUCAAAAAAGGUUUUAUUGGACCCAGUAUUGACGUACCUGCACCCGAUAUGGGUACUGGCGAAAGAGAAAUGUCUUGGUUGGCCGAUACCUACGCCAAAACAAUCGGUUACCAAGAUAUCAAUAGUCAUGCUUGUACCACAGGCAAACCAAUUAACCAGGGUGGUAUACACGGACGUGUUUCCGCAACAGGUCGUGGAGUCUUCCACGGUAUCGAAAAUUUUAUCAAUGAAGAAAGCUAUAUGAAGAUGUGCGGUUUAUCCACAGGUUUAAAAGGAAAAACAGUCAUUAUCCAAGGAUUUGGUAAUGUUGGGUUGCAUACAAUGAGGUAUCUACACAGAGCAGGUGCUAAAAUUAUUGGCGUCAUUGAAUUUGAUGGUUCAAUCUUCAAUGAAAACGGUAUCGACCCCAAGGAUCUAGAAGACUACAGAGUUUCAAACGGUAGUAUAGUUGGUUUCCCAGGUGCUAAAAAGUUUGACGGCAACUUAUUGUUCCAUGAAUGUGAUAUAUUAGUACCAGCUGCCCUCGAAAAAGUCAUCACAAAGGAUAACGCCGAUAAAGUUAGAGCUAAAAUAAUUGCUGAAGCUGCCAACGGACCCUUGACGCCGGCAGCUGAUCAAAUUCUACUUAAAAAGAACGUUCUCGUCAUUCCUGAUCUGUAUGUCAACGCCGGUGGUGUGACCGUAUCAUUCUUCGAAUGGUUAAAGAACAUCAACCAUGUAUCUUACGGAAGACUGACCUUCAAGUACGAAAAGGACUCCAACUACCAUUUACUACAAUCUGUGCAAGAAUCUCUAGAAAGGUCUUUCACUGAAAAAGGAAAGAUCCCCAUCUUGCCAUCAGAUGCUUUCAACAAGAGGAUUUCCGGUGCUUCUGAAAAAGACAUCGUACAUUCUGGGCUCAGUUUCACAAUGGAGAGAUCCGCAAAGGCUAUUAAGGAAACCGCUGAAAAAUAUGGUCUUGGUAUGGAUCUGAGAUCAGCUGCUUAUGUUAACUCAGUACACAAGAUAUUCCUCACAAUAAACGAUGCUGGUUUCGCAUAUUAACUUUAGUGUAUACUUGGCAUCUUUCUUUUAUUCAUUCAUUCCAAAAGUACCAGUAUUCGUAAUUGAGUCAUAAAAACGAUUACGUUUAAAUAUAGAAUAAUAGAGAAUUUUUCAUAACAUUCCAUACACAUAUAAUAAGUCAAUUCAUAAACAAAGUUUUUGUUGUUUUUAUUAUUUUAUUUUUUAUUUUAUAUAUACCUCGUAUUCUAGUUUUGAUUUCAUAAUUUCUUCCAUUCUGUAACAAUUUUAUUCUCCUAUAACAAAA
Messenger RNA from Diorhabda sublineata, 2398 nucleotides. Its product is annotated as glutamate dehydrogenase, mitochondrial-like. NCBI's taxonomy places the organism in Eukaryota, Metazoa, Arthropoda, Insecta, Coleoptera, Chrysomelidae. The record is from RefSeq and is a predicted model, not a curated record. Gene Ontology annotation, biological process: L-glutamate catabolic process. Gene Ontology annotation, molecular function: L-glutamate dehydrogenase (NAD+) activity. Gene Ontology annotation, cellular component: mitochondrion. The transcript is spliced from 8 exons. Bases 472 to 2133 code for a protein of 553 amino acids.